ACACACACACACACACACACACACACACACAGCUCUGCCGCGCCCCCGCCCCACCGGGCUCAGUGAUCAGCACCCAGGACAGCGCCACCCGCCCGCGUGCGGGGGCGGGGUCCGGGCGGGGCCAGCGCCUGGGCGUCUCCCGGGAGGGUCCGGUCCAGCCGCUGAGCAGGGCUCUUGGGUACCUCCACAGAAAGGACCGUGAGACCCCGCCGCCAUGUUCCCGGAGCCCCCAACCCCAGGGCCUCCAGCGCCCGACACGCCUCCGGACUCGAGUCGCAUCGGCCUGGGCCCUGUACCCCCCUGGGCCCUGGCCACAAUCGUUCUGGUCUCAGCCCUGCUCGUCUUCAGCUGCUGUUUCUGCCUCUACCGCAAGCGUUGUCGGAGGCGGUCUGGCAAGAAGAUUCAGGCCCAAGCCCAGGUCCACCUUCAGGAAGUGAAGGAGCUGGGACGGAGUUACAUAGACAAGGUGCAGCCGGAAGUGGAGGAGCUGGAGCCAGCACCGUCUGGGCCAGGGUCGCAGGUGGCAGAGAAGCACGAGCUAGGACGACUGCAGUACUCACUCGAUUACGAUUUCCAGAGUGGACAGCUGCUGGUGGGCAUCCUGCAAGCCGAGGGCCUGGCGGCCUUGGACCUGGGCGGCUCCUCCGACCCCUAUGUGCGGGUCUACCUGCUGCCAGACAAGCGGCGGCGGCAUGAGACCAAGGUGCAUCGGCAGACGCUCAACCCACACUUUGGGGAGAACUUUGCGUUCAAGGUCCCCUACGUGGAGCUGGGGGGCAGGGUACUGGUCAUGGCGGUGUACGACUUCGACCGCUUCUCCCGCAACGAUGCCAUUGGGGAGGUGCGGAUCCCCAUGAGUUCCGUCGACUUGGGGCGGCCGGUGCUGGCCUGGCGAGAGCUGCAGGCAGCUCCUCGGGAGGAGCAGGAGAAACUAGGUGACAUCUGCUUCUCCCUCCGCUAUGUCCCUACGGCCGGGAAACUCACCGUCAUCGUCCUGGAGGCUAAGAACCUGAAGAAGAUGGACGUAGGGGGGCUCUCCGAUCCAUAUGUCAAGGUCCACCUGCUUCAAGGCGGCAAAAAGGUGCGGAAGAAGAAAACGACCAUCAAGAAGAACACUCUGAACCCCUAUUACAAUGAGGCCUUCAGUUUUGAGGUGCCCUGUGACCAGGUGCAGAAGGUCCAGGUGGAGCUGACCGUGCUGGACUAUGACAAGCUGGGCAAGAACGAGGCCAUCGGGAGGGUGGCGGUAGGGGCGGCGGCAGGGGGAGCCGGCCUGCGGCACUGGGCAGACAUGCUGGCCAGCCCCCGGCGGCCCAUUGCCCAGUGGCACUCCCUGCGGCCCCCCGACCGAGCGAGGCCGCUGCCUGCACCCUGAUCCCCAACGCCAGCCCCUUGCCAAGCCCGGACUCGGCCCCUGACCUCAGACUCCUGGCCAAAGCCAGGCCCGGGUCUGCCUUUAAGCCUUCUCUGACCGCUCACCACCCCCACUCCGCCCAACCUGACACAGUCCUGCCGUCCCAUCCCCCAUCAUACCAGUCGUGGUAAUUGCCAACUCUCCCACCAAGCACAUACCCAGAAGCCCCAGGGACCCCUGGGGGAGGGGAGCCAUCUGGUCUCCCCCACCCCCAGGGUCCCACGCUCUGCUUUGACAAUCAGUGACCCAGCCUCCUACCCCCUUCGCUCCCAAGUGCCCCUCUUCCUGCACAGGAUCACCCGCUCCUGUCCCUAGUCGGAUUCCUGCACUGCUCCAGGACCAAAUAAAUACUCAGCAACUUUG
This is a messenger RNA of Leopardus geoffroyi (Geoffroy's cat), 1777 nucleotides long. It is a transcript of the gene SYT5, whose product is annotated as synaptotagmin 5. NCBI's taxonomy places the organism in Eukaryota, Metazoa, Chordata, Mammalia, Carnivora, Felidae. The record is from RefSeq and is a predicted model, not a curated record. Gene Ontology annotation, biological process: regulation of dopamine secretion; cellular response to calcium ion; calcium ion-regulated exocytosis of neurotransmitter. The transcript has 9 exons. The coding region runs from base 215 to 1375 and encodes 386 amino acids. Gene Ontology annotation, cellular component: synaptic vesicle membrane; dense core granule; axon. Gene Ontology annotation, molecular function: calcium-dependent phospholipid binding; calcium ion binding; phosphatidylserine binding.